Molecule: messenger RNA, 3051 nt
Organism: Paramecium primaurelia
Lineage: Eukaryota; Ciliophora; Oligohymenophorea; Peniculida; Parameciidae
Source: the annotation of a GenBank genome assembly
AUGGAGCAAAAUUAAUUCUUCGCAUUAAAGAUUCCUUUCAUUGAGUAAGGUCUUAAUCCUUAAACAACAAAAGGAGAUACAAAGGAAAAACAAGGAAAAUCCAUCUUAACAAUUAUUGGAGUAAUUGAUGCUUCAGGCUCAAUGAGUGGAUGUUGGGAAUGGCUUUCUGAUUUUUGGAAUCAAAGCAUACCUAAAGAGAACUUAAUUACUAUAACCUUUGAUACAAGAUAAAAGAUUUCAGCAGAAGGAGUUUUAUCAAAAAGAAUUAAAGAUCAUGGAGGUGGUGGAACAGAAAUAGUUCCUGCUUUUUAAACAAUGGAAACUGAAUUACAAAAAGUUCCAAUUUAAAAUAACAUAACUAUAAUAUUUAUAAGUGAUGGACAAGACAAUAAUGUAAGAACAAUAGAUGAAAGAAUGAAGAAAUUAAGUGGUAACACUUAAAAUCGAAAUAUCAAUUUCAUCUGUUUAGGAGUUGAAUCUGGAUUUCCAACUAAUAUUUCAAUGAAUUUAAGAUAACUUUAUCAUAGAGGUGAUCCAUAGAUUCCUGCUAUUUAUUUGAUAGAACAUGCUUCUCCUCAAGCUUUUUUCAACAAAUUUGAGACUAUGAAGAAAUACUUUUAUCCAUCUUAAUAAUUAAGAUUAGAUAGAAUGAUUAAUCUUUUCCCUUAUGAUGAAGAUGUAACUGAUGAAGUUUAUGAAGGAUAAUGGAUUAUAACACAGAAAAAUUAAAUAUAAAUUAUUUAAGAAGAUAAAGAUCCAAUAAUACUAUAUCCUAUUGCUGAAUCUGAUUUAUAGGUAGAUGAUAUAGUUGAUCUAUUCCGUUCAUGGGUUUAAAAUUUAUAAAUCAGAGCAAUGAGUGGUGCUUAAUAAAUUAAAGAUAAGGCUGCUGAUGCUUUAGCCAUAAUGGAAAGAUUGGCUAAUAGAUUAAGUGAUAAAUUUAAUAUGAAUGUUUUAAAUUUUGAUUAAGCAGAAAUUGUUGAUCCUACUUAACCAUUUAAUGUUAGAGCUUAAAGAAAUUAUGUUUAUAAAUAUGGAAAUAAAUUGUUAUUCUUUAUUGAAGAAGCCAGAUAAUUAGCAAAGGGUGUUGAUAUCAAAUAGUUGGGAGAUUUUGAAGCAGCCAAAAAAUUAAAUAUUGGUACUAUUACUGGAAAGCAUUAAUAAAAAGCUUUAGCAUUAAAAGGAAUUACUGUUGAAGAAUUUAGAAAAAUGAGAGAUGAAUUUUAAGAUAUCAUUAUCAACUGCGACUUUAAAAAAGAAAAUGAAUAAGGAUAGGAAAGAUCUGUUGUGAGUCUUGAAACUUAAAGAGAUAUUGUUUCAAACUCAAAACUUGUAAUAGAAGGAUUAAAGUAUAUUAAAUCUUAAUAUGAUUUUGCUGAAACAUUCCCCUUAGUUGGUCAUGGCUUAAAAGUUAAAAGAAAUGAUGGAUGUUUUGUCAAUCCUUGGUUGGUUCAAGUAGAGAAUUUUGCCUAAUAAAACAAAGUCAUUGAUUCUGCUUAUCUUAUAAAGAAUAAUUUUAAAGUAGAACUUAAUACUGGAGGUGAAAAAAAAGAAGAAAUUAAUUGUAUCUUACCAUUAUUUCCUCCAUCAGAUAAAGAUCUUUAACCUAUAUUAAGAUCUAGAAUCAUUAAGUUAUUACUUACAUUUAUGGUUUAAUAAAAUGUAGAUACAUUUUAUGAAGAAACCUAUUUAGCUUUAUUGGCCAAUGCUUUGAUAUUUGUUUAUAAAUAACCAAGAACAAAAUGGUAAGAAGAUACUAUUAACUUAAUUUAUUCAACAACUUCUAUAGUAUAUUAAGGAACUGAAAAAUUUGAAAAUUAUUUAAAAAAGCUUUUGGAGAAUCCAACUUCUGCAUAUUUAGAAAGAGAAGAAUAAUAUGAAGAUUAUGUAGCUACUUCUAAACCAUUUAUUUCUUUGUUUUAUUUAAUGAUGACCAAAAAUAUUGUUUAAGAUUUUGAAUCUUAAAUUGAAAAAUUAAUAUUAUAUCACUUUAUUAGAGAGUAAUUCAAACAUUAAUAAUAAUUAACAUAUUAUUUAAAAUUAAAAUUAGAAAAAUAAGAUGAGGAUAGUUUAUAAAAUUAAUUAAAAUAAACCUUUGAAAAACAUGUUAGUAUUAAACAUUUUAGAUAAUCAAUAACUUAAGAAAUAGAAUAAGUCUUAUUGAGUAGAUUUGAAAAUGAUAAUACUACUGUAGAUCUUUUUGAAGAUAAAGUAUACAAUAGAGAUAUGAAACUCACUUUAGAAGUCAUUGAAAAUUUUUAUGAAUAAUUCAAAGGAAUUAAGUUUGACUAAAAGAAAUAUAUUCACUUAAUUUAUCAUAUUAUUAAGACACCAGAAAAAGAUGUAUUCACAACAAAAGUCAAUUACUAAAAUAUUAAAGAAAUCUAAAAAGAAUUGAUUUAAUAAAAUAAAGGAGAUUUAACUAAAGGAACCUAAUCCACAAAAGCUGCUUUAGAAAAAGAAUAUCUAGUUUGGUUCAUUAAAAAUCAUAUGAUGGUUAAGCCUUUAACAUUUGAAUAAUUACAAUAAGAAUGUUAAGAAAAAGGUAUAGAUGUAAAUACAAUUGCAUAUAAUGUUAAAUCUGGUUUAAGUAGUAAUUGUUGUAUGUCUAAAUAAUGUCCAUUUUAUUUAAUUGUUAAUGGAUUAGAUUAUAAAAGACAUAUUUAAACAUGGGGAAGAAAAGUUCCAUCUGGAUUUCAUUAAUAUGUUAGAGAAGAAAUUUUAAAAGGAUAAAAACUUGAAUAAAUUAUUUAGUCUGCUAAUUAAAAAUGGAAGAAAUUCCCAAAGUUAUAUUUAGGAAAUGAAGAUGUGGUUCAUUAAUAUAUUAAAAUGAUAUCAGAAUCAUUACCAUAGGAUUACUAAAUCAAAGAUUUGCCUUAAUAACAACUACUUCAUCAUCAAGUUAAGUUAACAUUCCCCAAAAAAUAGAAGGUCUAGAAAUAUGGAAACAAAAGAGGUCAACAAAGAGGAGGUAGAGGAAGAGGUGGACAAAGAGGCAGAGGAGGUCAAAGAGGAAGAGGUAGAGGAGGAAGAGGCCAAAGAAGAGGACCUUGA